AUGGGUCCUGUCAAACGCAAGGCUCCAGCUCAGAGGAGUCGUACACACUGGAUGGAUAUGGUCAAUAGAGAAAGAGUCCCACCAAAGCCAGAUCUCAAGGAGUCAAGCAAGCAGACAAUGAGAGUCAUGGAAAAGAACUUCAUUAAGUUCGCUCAAGAAUUAGAUCCACCUGACCCACGUCACUGGCUCGUAAACCUGAACUUGAACGUUGUCGAAACGUUUCUACGAUGGUACCUUGAAAUUCACAAUGUUGUAUCUUUAAACGGCUUCCUUGUCAGAGUUCAAUACUGGAGAAUCUACUAUUGCUAUGAGACGAACCAUGACUUUCCCUACACGCUGAAGCGAGAAACAAAGAAUGCAUGUGCUCAAACCCCAUUUUGCAGAUCAUCACUAACACUCCUUCCAGUUAAUCUGUGGCACACUCAAGGAAACGACCUUCAAGAGACAAUGAGAUUUCAGCUGCCAAUCAAUGCAGACAGCCUUCUGAGCAACCUGUACUUUGACCUUACUAUCUCAGAUGUGUGGUUUCCAACAGAACAGCAAAGAAGACAGCAUGAGACUGUGCAUAAGAUGAUGACUGCCACAAGUGCGCAGCCAGGGACUCUGCUUGUGAGCUCUGGGUACUGCAGGAAGGGAAAGGAUGGGCUUGAACGGAGGUCCGGGUGGUACUUAUAUACGGAAGCGAAUAACACACUACCCCGAAUAAUGAGGGAUAGGAAAGAGACCACUUCGCAGUGGAACCAAUGA
Molecule: messenger RNA, 747 nt
Organism: Ophidiomyces ophidiicola
Lineage: Eukaryota; Fungi; Ascomycota; Eurotiomycetes; Onygenales; Onygenaceae
Exons: 2
Coding region: 1-747 (248 amino acids)
Source: RefSeq, a predicted model, not a curated record